UUCGAGCAACAAUCGUGAUAUACGUCUGUCGUGAUGCAGUCCGGAAUAGAAUGCUUGGUGCUUCACCUGCUAGCUGCUAUAGGAGUGUACACAGGAGCCAUAUUUUUAUAUGACUGCGUUAGAUCACCGUUAGCAAUUCUGUGGAGUGUUAUUUUUCCGAACAAUAAACCGCUCAGUAAGCGGUACGGACCAUGGGCCGUAAUCACCGGAUCUUCCGAUGGCAUCGGAAAACAAUACGCACUUAACUUAGCCAGCAAAGGCAUGAAUGUGUUUCUGAUUUCAAGAACUGAAUCCAAGCUAGUGGAUAUUGCAGAGAAAAUACGGGCGCAAUAUUCCGUUGAAGUCCAGUGGCUGGCAAUCGAUUUUGCCCAGAGUGCAAAAAUUUAUGAAACCAUACGAAAAUCCCUCACUGGACUUGAGAUUGGAAUUUUAGUUAACAACGUCGGAGUGGCGGAAAAGAAUCCUUUAGCUUUUGAUGAAAUUGCGAUCGAAAAUGUAAAACAAUCUGUGUCUAUCAACGUAAUGGCUGCUUUGCAGAUGACCUACAUGCUGCUACCGGAGAUGAAGCAACGACGCUGCGGAUUAAUCAUUAACAUAUCCUCCGUCGCUGGAUAUUUUCCGAUGCCUUUCUAUAGCCUGUAUGGAGCUUCAAAAGCGUAUUUAAACAGUUUCACAUUAGCUCUUGGACAGGAACUUCGUGGUUCGGGAGUCGAAUGUCAAUUAGUAACCCCGUUGUUCGUUCGUACCAAAAUCAACGAAUUGGUUCACUACGAUAAGUUUUGGACCACUAUUUUAACUGACGUCGAGAAUUUCACCAAACAAGCAGUGUUCACCAUUGGCCGCUCAAACUGUACCACCGGAUACUGGGUGCACGGAUUGCAGUUCACAUUCAUGCGGUUAGUCCCGAAAAAAGUUCUUACAACCCUAUGGUACUACUGUGGAUUACUUUACAGAAAGCAGGGACGGAAAUCAUAAGAGCAAUUUUAUACGAAAACGUGCCUUUUUAGCGUUCUUUACCUUGUACUUUUUACUCUACCCAAAAAAAUAGUCGCUACCAUAUUGAAA
Molecule: messenger RNA, 1065 nt
Organism: Wyeomyia smithii (pitcher-plant mosquito)
Lineage: Eukaryota; Metazoa; Arthropoda; Insecta; Diptera; Culicidae
Product: putative steroid dehydrogenase 4
Exons: 4
Coding region: 34-975 (313 amino acids)
Cellular component (GO): endoplasmic reticulum
Molecular function (GO): oxidoreductase activity
Source: RefSeq, a predicted model, not a curated record